GCUGUCGUCGAGCACAUCAUAGCCACCCAGAUGCAGCCACCGCAACAGCAGCAGCAGCAGCAUCCCUUCUCGUAUAUCUUCGUCGGCCGCCGCACCUUCUACCUCUUCAGCAGCAUCAAGGACAUCCUGCGGCUGAGGGCCACCUGCACGUGGCUGAGAGGCCUCUUCAGAGCGGCCCAGCUGAGAGAUCGGCUCCGCCACUCGCUGGGCUCACAGGCGGGGCUGCGGCGGGCGGUGAAUGGGCAGCAAGUGCAGCUGCUGCGGUUCGACGACGAGCAGUUCGGCACACAUGAUCUGCUGGCGGCUGUGUGUGUGGUGGAGGAGGGGGGCUGGGACGAGAUGGGCGAGGUGAUUGAGGUGGCGGGGCAGUGCGGCAGCUGUGACCUGCCUGUCAUCCUCACAGCCGAUGACAUCAACACACACGCAAACAAAACGGUGAGCCAGCAAAGAGAGGGGCGGGGAGGGGAGGGAGAGGGCCUCAUUCUCUCUGUCUGUCUGUGUGUCUGUGUGUGGUCGUGUGUGUAGGCGUAUGUGUCGGCUCCCCGUGUGUUGGCGCAGCUCAAGAUGGUCGGCCACCACAUCCACUUCAGUGACGACAGCUGCCUGCAGCUGUUCCAACACAAUGGUGAGGUGCGGGCAAUCAUCGACGAGCCCGGCUUCCGGCUGGAGGUCGACCCGCCCCUCCCUGCCGGCCACCUGUACCAGCAGCACCGACAGCCACACGACCCACCGGUGCGUGAGAGCAUCUACUACUCGACCGCCAACGCCGGAUGGGUGUCGAUCCCUGGCGCGUACCCCCAUGCGUCUGUGUCGUCGUUGGCCAAGUACAUGGUCCUCCACCACUUCAGCGAGACUCACCAGACCAAUGACACAUCGAUCACACUCAACAGGUAACACACCAACCACAUGGCACUGAAGGCAAGAGGGGAGCGCCGUUGAUUGUGUGUGUGUCUGUGUUUUGUUCAGGGUUGUCGGUGGCGGUCGUCUGGGCGACCUGCUGACCGAGUCGCCCCAUACACCAGUGGCCGGCUGCACCACGACACUCGGGCUGCACGGUGAUGAGCGACGGCUGGUGCUGACCAACAGCAGUCAUCCCUUCGUCGCAUGGAUUUGCAUCACCAGAUAAGCGAACAACACCGGUCAAAGUCACAGAGAGGGAGCUCUGCAUGUCAAUGUCAUCAGUGUUCUCCGUCCCCUUGUGUGCAGUCUGGGUUAGUGUCUACACGACUGAGGCGGCUGUGUGUGGUAGUGGUGCCUUCAAGCACCGCUUCCCGGUGACCACUCAGCUGGCUCGUAUGGUGUUGAGGGCGGUGGCGCCAUACGUCUUCGACGGACAAGUACAGCAACAGCAGCAACAGCAGCAACAGCAGGAUGAUGACGACGGUACGGACACACACACACAUGGAUGGAUGGAUGGAUGGAUGCCAGACGGGCGCUCUCUCUGUGUGGUCUGCAGAUUCCGACGAUGGCGAUGAGGGUGACGAUACGGAUGAGGGCAGCGAAGAGGGCAGCGGAGGUACGAAGGAACGCACCACAGCACAGAGGCCCUCAUGUCGACCUCCAUCACAUACAUACAUGUGUGUGUGUGUGUGUGUGUGUGUGGUGCCCUCGGCAGGUGACGGUGGCGAAGCUGAGGCGGAGAGCGGCGGUUGA
Molecule: messenger RNA, 1653 nt
Organism: Vitrella brassicaformis
Lineage: Eukaryota; Vitrellaceae
Source: the annotation of a GenBank genome assembly